This is a messenger RNA of Penicillium verrucosum, 831 nucleotides long. RefSeq names its product O-methyltransferase. Lineage: Eukaryota; Fungi; Ascomycota; Eurotiomycetes; Eurotiales; Aspergillaceae. The coding region runs from base 1 to 831 and encodes 276 amino acids. Gene Ontology annotation, molecular function: O-methyltransferase activity. The transcript has 3 exons. The record is from RefSeq and is a predicted model, not a curated record.
AUGACGGCGACUAAACGCUCAGAAUACACGCGCGAAGAGGGCAGCGAAGUGAAACUCCUGCACUUUAUUUUUGGACAACCCAACAUCGAUCAGAUCCGCGGUCAUCCCGACAAAGUCCUGAAUCUCAUUGAAGAAUUCGGCCAGCAAUAUUGGUUCGCCAAUGUCGGCCAUCCCAAAGGCGAUAUCGUCGUCAGCCUCAUCGAAGAACUUCGACCUCGAAAGAUGAUUGAGCUCGGGGGCUACGUGGGCUAUUCCGCCAUCCUCUUCGGGGAUGCCGUGCGCCGUCACGGGGGACAGCGAUACAUCAGUCUCGAGUUGAACCCUGAAUUUGCUGCUGUAGCUAAUAUGCUCAUUGAGCUGGCCGGCUUGCGGGAUUUUGUGCACACGAUCGUUGGCCGUAGCGAUGAGUCGCUGCAAAAGCUCUACACGAGUGGAAAAGUCGAGCACGUGGAGCUCAUGUUUAUCGAUCACUAUAAGCCUGCCUACACUACCGAUGUGCAACUUUGUGAAGAGCUAGGCAUGAUCUCGCCAGGCUCCGUCCUAGUUGCUGAUAACGUGGUGUUCCCUGGGAACCCGCCUUAUUUGAAGUAUGUACGAAGUACUGUGGAAGAAAAGCGGGAAGUGGCACGAUCUAUGGAAUCAGGAAGAACCUUCAACACGGAGGGAUUUUCAGAGCGGACCAUCUCCAAAUAUUUGGGCGCAGACUCUGCACCCAAGUUCGAUGUGGUUGGAAAUCCCAACUUGGUGUACCAUAGUGUUCUGAACCAACCUGAAGGAGACCCGGAUGCCCUUGAGAUCACCAAGUGCGUGAGAAUUGAAGAAGUUGCUUAA